GUGUGCCGGGAAGACGCGGCUGUUGCGGACGCCGCGGGAGCUGGCGUCAUGGUCGUGCUGGGAUUUGCUUCGUUGCUGGGCCACAUCCCGGCCACAGCGUGGAGAGCGGCAAGAUCACCCAUUCUGUGUCAUUCUUUGAGGAAAAUAAGUUCUCAAGGAGAAAAAUCCAAACCCAUCAAAGAACCCCUCAAGAAGCCAAAGUUACCAGAAGGUCGUUUUGAUGCACCAGAAGAUUCCAAUUUAGAGAAAGAACCACUGACAAAAUUCCCGGAUGAUGUUAAUCCUGUUACCAAAGAAAGAGGUGGACCCAGGGGCCCAGAACCUACCCGAUAUGGAGACUGGGAACGAAAAGGACGCUGUAUUGAUUUUUAAGCCACAUAUUCGUUAACUUCAGUAUCUUUUUCUGAUUGUGUACAUCUGAAUUAACUUAUUUUUGAUGAUUUUCUUUCUGUAUAUCCUUUAAGUCAUCUAAUUUAUAUAAUGUGUUUAAAAAAAUAUAGCUUUGGAAGAAAAUAUGCUGUUAUAAAUCAGGAAAGAGGAAAUAUUAGCACAUUAAUUUUAAUUUAAAUGUAUUGGGAUAUUUAAGUGAUGAUUAGAGCUGCAAACUUUUAUUUCAUCAUGUUUCAGUUUAAGUUAAUCAGUUGCUUAUAAGAUACAAAUGUAAAUAAAACAACUUUUUUUUUAAUGAUUUUAUUGCCAUGUGCUAGGUAAUAGUGACUUUUUUAAUGUGAGUUAAGUAAUGCAUUAUAGUUUGGUAAGGCCACAGUAACAGCAGAAAAUCUUUAACUCUGGAGCCAGAUCACUUGGGUUCAAAUCCCAGCUCCACUACUUACUAGCUUAUGUGACCUUGGGUAAGUUAUUUAACUUCUCUGUGCUUCAGUAUCCUUAUGUGUAAAUUGGAGAUAAUCCUAGUUCCACCGCAUAGGGCAGUUGAGAAGAUUAAAUGAGUGAAUACAUGUAAACCACCUGGAGCAGUGCGUACUAGAAGAGCUGGAAGUCGUUGCCUCUGGAGGCGAGUUGGGUGGACAGGGACUGUGGUUUCUCAUUAGAUGCUCGCUUUCUUAAAAUAAAUGAAUAUAUUAGGUACUAUUUUAAUAAUUUAUACAAGUUCAUUGGGGAAAUUUAGAAAACAGUAUAAAGAAGAAAACAAGAAUUGUCUAUAAAACCUCUACACCUGCUUACCCUUUGACUAUUGUCCUUCAAUAAUCUAAGUAAGUAUACGUUUUGUAUAUCUGUUAUCCUAACAAUUUCAUAGUGAAAAUGAUGUUUCACUAUUUGAAUCUUCACUUUCUUAAUCACAAGUGAUGUUAAACACUCUUCUCUAUGUUUAUCAGCCUUUUGUGUCUUCUGUUAAUUGCUUUUUCCUAUCUUUUGCUCAUUUUCUGUUGGAUAUUGGUCCUUUGUUAUCAAUUUGUAUGAGACUUUUGCUUUUCACUUGUGCUUAUUUAUGUUGAAAUUUUUCUUAUUUUUGUGGUGUCAGUUUUUUUUAUCUUUGUGUAACUUGGUCUCUGUGACCUUGAUGUACUAAUAUCCCUUCACAAGUCCCUUGGUGGUUCCUGUCCAUGAUGAAGUCUUAAGUUCUGUGUCCUUCCUGUUCUGGCCCUUUAUGUCUGUUCAGGCCCCUCCUUCCCAGUCAAGCCCCACUACUCACAGCCUCUUAGACAGGCUUUUCAUCGCCUCCAUGUGUUGGUAGAUAAACAUGCCUUCUGCCUGAAAUGCCCUC
Messenger RNA from Mesoplodon densirostris (Blainville's beaked whale), 1723 nucleotides. It is a transcript of the gene SDHAF4, whose product is annotated as succinate dehydrogenase complex assembly factor 4. Bases 49 to 372 code for a protein of 107 amino acids. The transcript is spliced from 3 exons. Lineage: Eukaryota; Metazoa; Chordata; Mammalia; Artiodactyla; Ziphiidae. Gene Ontology annotation, cellular component: mitochondrion. Gene Ontology annotation, biological process: mitochondrial respiratory chain complex II assembly. The record is from RefSeq and is a predicted model, not a curated record.